Molecule: messenger RNA, 495 nt
Organism: Encephalitozoon intestinalis ATCC 50506
Lineage: Eukaryota; Fungi; Microsporidia; Unikaryonidae
Exons: 1
Coding region: 1-495 (164 amino acids)
Source: RefSeq, a predicted model, not a curated record
AUGCAGUACAAAGGGAUCAACAGAAUGACAAGGGAAAAGAUACUUGCAUCUGAGGAAUUCAAGAAGAUGAGGUCCCUUACACAAUCAGAUGUGAUUCGGAGCAUCCAGUCUUUGGAUUCUAUAGGAGGUCUGGUCAGAGAUACACCCCAUCGAUUUCUAUGUCUUGUUCAGAAAAUGGGAGCUAUCUCCUUGGAUGAAGAUGUUAUUGCUGCCAAUCUGGGGGAUUUCAGGCCUGAAGAGCCCCUACUCUCAAACUCCUCAAUGGAAAUGUUUCGCGGGAACGUCUGUUUCAUAGCGGCUUCUCUCUUAUAUCUAAGACUUUCAAAGAGGUUCCAUAAAUACGAGUCCUUGGUUAGGUCGUUUCUGAUGGACUUCAGGAAGGUACCCAUGGUUGAUGGAGAAAAUAAUAAGACGUUUAUAUACCUCGAUGUACUCGCAGACGAUUUGCUUAACAGGACCAGGGUGUUCAAUGUCCAUUUGAAGAAAACCUUCUAA